Messenger RNA from Rhodamnia argentea, 1094 nucleotides. RefSeq names its product putative fasciclin-like arabinogalactan protein 20. Lineage: Eukaryota; Viridiplantae; Streptophyta; Magnoliopsida; Myrtales; Myrtaceae. The transcript has a single exon. The coding region runs from base 83 to 1063 and encodes 326 amino acids. The record is from RefSeq and is a predicted model, not a curated record.
CCUCUCUCUCUCUAUCUCUGUGCCACGACUUCAAGCAAGAGCCUUUUCGAAAAAGAAAAACUCCAUUUUCAGAGCUCCAAGAAUGGCGGCUCUAGUCUCCGCCGUGGCCCUCGUGCUCCUCUCUCUCCUUCCUCCGUGCUCUCCGCUCCCUCUCGAGUCCCUCAGAGAAGCCACCCAUGUUCUCUCGAACUCGGGCUUUGUCUCCAUGUCCUUAACUCUCAAUCUCAUCUCCAAAACACUCAUUUCCCCUCAAGUCCCCUCCCUCACCAUCUUCUCUCCCUCGGAUGAUUCCUUCGCACGGUUCGGCCAGCCGCCGCUGUCUCUUCUCCGACUCCACUUCUCGCCCCACGCGCUCUCUCUCGAUACCUUGAGGUCGCUUCCUCGUGGGGCCACGAUCUCCACCAUGAACGCCAAUCAUUCUCUGAUGGUCACCACCUCGCCGUCUGAUUAUCAGGUUGAGAUAAACGGCGUCAAGAUUGUCGGCUCGCCGGUGUUCAACGACGGGAAUUUGGUGGUCUUUGGGAUUGAGAUGUUCUUCGAUCCAGAGUUCCAAACUUCGGCUCCGGUUCAGAGUCCAAUCCCUGGCCUUGAAUGUGUAGCGCCCAGAUACGGCGGUUUGGAGAAUCUUUCGGCUGGGAAUAUGUUUGCUGAGGCUUGUGGGGCAAUGAGAUCAAAAGGCUACUCUGUGAUGGCUUCUUUUCUUGGUUUGCAAUUGAUGAAACUGAAGGGUGAUAAUCAGACGUUGACGGUUUUCGCUCCGUCGGAUGAAUCGAUGGUGAAUCGCACAGGGAGUUUCAGUGAGUACCCUUCAAUCUUUCUGCGGCAUGUCGUUCCGUGCAAGCUUUUGGCCAGUGAUCUACUGGAGUUCAACAAUGGGACACAGUUACAUACUCAUCUGGAGGGAUUUGUUAUCGAGGUCAUGAGAAUUGGCGACGCUUUGAUGCUCAACGGAGUUCCGAUGACUCCGCCAGACAUUUACACAAGCGAGUGGCUCAGCGUCCAUGGCAUUCUUGAUGUCAUCGCAGCAAGAGACGGGACAGCCUGCGAUGGAAGUUUCAACUGAAAGUGGCAGAGUAUAGUGAUGAAUCUUCUGU